AUGUCCAUUGAAUUCAACGCUCUACAACAUCAAUUAGAUGCUACCACCACUGAAAUUGAAAAAUGGUGGUCUCAACCACGUUGGAACUCCACCAAGAGAACUUACACUGCCAGAGAAAUUGCUGCAAGACGUGGUAAUUUCCCCGCUUUAACUUACCCAUCAUCUGUCAUGGCUGAUAAAUUAUUCAAAGUCUUGGAAAAUCAUCAUGAGAAUAAGACUGUCUCAAAGACUUUCGGUGCCUUAGAUCCCGUACAAAUUACUCAAAUGUGCAGAUAUUUGGAUACCAUUUAUGUCUCAGGAUGGCAGUGUUCCUCUACUGCAUCCACUUCCAAUGAACCUGGUCCAGAUUUAGCUGAUUAUCCUAUGGAUACUGUGCCAAACAAAGUGGAACAUUUAUUCAAAGCUCAAUUAUUUCACGAUAAGAAACAAUUAGAAUGUAGAAGUAGAUGCACUUCACCAUCUGAAUUAAAGGAACAAGGUGCUCCAAUUGAUUAUUUGAGACCAAUUAUUGCUGAUGCUGAUGCUGGUCAUGGUGGGUUAACUGCUGUUUUCAAAUUGACUAAGAUGUUUAUUGAACGUGGUGCUGCAGGUAUCCAUAUUGAAGAUCAAACUUCAACUAAUAAGAAAUGUGGUCAUAUGGCCGGUAGAUGUGUUAUCCCAGUGCAAGAACAUAUCUCUAGAUUAAUUACCAUUAGAAUGUCUGCUGAUAUUAUGAAUUCUAAUUUGAUCAUUGUCGCAAGAACUGAUUCUGAAGCUGCAACACUUUUAAGUUCCACUAUUGAUAAGAGAGAUCAUUAUUUUAUUGUAGGUGCAACCAAUCCAAAUCAACGUGAAUCAUUCGUGGAAGUCAUUGAUGAAGCCAUUGGUAAGGGUUACAAUGCCACUCAAUUAGCCGCUGUUGAACAAAAAUGGAUUGAAGAAGCUGGAUUGAAAUUAUUCCAUGAAGCCUUUGCUGAUGAAGUGAAAAAAUCUGAAUUACCAGCUGCCACCAAGCAAGAAAUUAUUAAUAAAUUUAAUGCUAAAGUGGGUCCUUUGACUGAAACAUCUAAUAAGGAGGCAAGAGCCAUUGCUAAACAAUUAUUGGGACAUGAUAUUUACUUCAAUUGGGAAACUCCACGUGUAAGAGAAGGUUUAUACCGUUACAGAGGUGGUACUCAAUGUGCUGUGAUGAGGGCACGUGCCUUUGCUGAUUAUGCUGAUUUAGUAUGGAUGGAAUCUAAUUAUCCUGAUUAUGAACAAGCUAAAGAAUUUGCUGAAGGUGUCAAGGCUAAAUAUCCAAAUCAAUGGUUAGCAUACAAUUUAUCACCAUCAUUUAAUUGGACAAACGUAAUGUCUCCACAAGAUCAAAAGACAUUUAUUCAAAGAUUGGGUGAUUUGGGUUACAUUUGGCAAUUCAUUACGUUGGCCGGUCUACAUACUACUGCAUUGGCAUCUCAUCAAUUUACUCGUGAUUUCGCUAAAGACGGUAUGAUGGCAUAUGCACAAAAUGUUCAACAGAGAGAAAUGGAUGAAGGUGUGGAUGUCUUGAAACAUCAAAAAUGGUCUGGUGCUGAAUACAUUGAUGGUGUUCUAAAAUUGGCUCAAGGUGGUAUUAGUGCAACUGCCGCCAUGGGUAAAGGUGUCACUGAAGAUCAAUUCAAAGAGAGCAAGUUAUAA
Molecule: messenger RNA, 1656 nt
Organism: Naumovozyma castellii
Lineage: Eukaryota; Fungi; Ascomycota; Saccharomycetes; Saccharomycetales; Saccharomycetaceae
Gene: ICL1
Product: isocitrate lyase 1
Exons: 1
Coding region: 1-1656 (551 amino acids)
Source: RefSeq, a predicted model, not a curated record